Fragaria vesca subsp. vesca is the source of this 1245-nucleotide messenger RNA. Its product is annotated as syntaxin-121-like. Gene Ontology annotation, molecular function: SNAP receptor activity; SNARE binding. Gene Ontology annotation, cellular component: plasma membrane; endomembrane system; SNARE complex. The record is from RefSeq and is a predicted model, not a curated record. Bases 150 to 1031 code for a protein of 293 amino acids. The transcript is spliced from 2 exons. Lineage: Eukaryota; Viridiplantae; Streptophyta; Magnoliopsida; Rosales; Rosaceae. Gene Ontology annotation, biological process: vesicle fusion; intracellular protein transport; exocytosis.
CAAACUUGAAGUUGAAAGGCGCGUGCGAGACUUGACCCCCAAGUCAAGACUGACUGCCUCAACUCCAUUUUCUCUGUAUAACUUCUCCAAUUAACCCCCAAACUUAUACCUUCAAUCUCUGGGCAUCUUUAUCAUACAGUUGAAUAAUCAUGAACGACUUGUUGUCCAACUCCUUCUCCCAGGCCUCGCCGGACCACCAUGUCAUCGAGAUGACCUCCUUCGAUGCCUCCAGCGACCUCAAGAAGUUCUUUGAGGACGUCGACUUGAUCCAGACCGAGCUCAAUGACUUGCAGAAGCUCAACACCAGCCUCAAGAGCGCGCACGAGCAGAGCAAGAGCCUCCACAAGGCCAAGGAGGUCAAGGACCUCCGGACCCGGAUGGACGCUGACGUCAACCUUGCCCUUAAGGCGGUCAAGCUCCUUAAGGUUCGGUUGGAAACGCUGGACCGGUCCAACACCUCCGCCAGGAGCUUGCCUGGCUGCGGUCCGGGGUCGUCCUCGGACCGGACAAGGACGUCUGUGGUGAGUGGGUUGAGGAAGAAGCUUAAGGAUUCUAUGGAGAGCUUUAAUGACUUGAGGCAGAAGAUUUCCUCCGAGUACAAGGAGACCAUUCAGAGAAGGUACUUUACUGUGACCGGAGAGAAUCCGGACGACAAAACCAUAGACCUUCUCAUAUCUACCGGCGAAAGUGAGACAUUUUUGCAGAAGGCAAUCCAACAGCAAGGAAGAGGCCAAGUCCUAGACACUAUAUACGAGAUCCAGGAGAGGCACAAUGGUGUGAAAGCCAUGGAGAGGAAUCUGAACGAGUUGCACCAGGUGUUUCUGGACAUGGCAGUCCUGGUUCAAGCUCAGGGUGAGCAGAUCGACAACAUCGAGAGUCACGUAGAUCGAGCUAGUUCGUUCGUGCAACACGGCAACCAGCAGUUGCAGAAGGCCAGAUUCUUGCAGAAAAACACACGCAAAUGGACCUGUUAUGGUAUCCUCAUCUUGCUCAUCAUCAUCGGUAUCAUAUUAGCCUCCACAUUGACUUAACCAAGGAGUCAAAUACCUAAUUCAUGGACUAAUAGAUAGCUCAACAUUGUCACUGCAUAUAAACUGUUGUAAAGUUUUGAUCGAUCUUAUUUUCCUUCAUAUAUGGUGGCCUUGUAAUUAAGUACAUGAUUAUAUUGGUUAAAUUGGUUGUGUUUUGUUGUACACUUUUGUUUUUCUCUUGAUGAGAUCUCGUGUUAGAACACUUCGUUUCAAA